This is a messenger RNA of Medicago truncatula (barrel medic), 537 nucleotides long. Its product is annotated as putative germin-like protein 2-2. The record is from RefSeq and is a predicted model, not a curated record. Gene Ontology annotation, molecular function: manganese ion binding. Lineage: Eukaryota; Viridiplantae; Streptophyta; Magnoliopsida; Fabales; Fabaceae. The transcript has a single exon. The coding region runs from base 1 to 537 and encodes 178 amino acids.
AUGUUAGGGAAUUCAGUAUGCAAGGAUCCAAAACUUGUUGAGGCAAAUGAUUUCCUUUUUAGUGGCCUUCACAUAGCAGGCAACACUACUAAUGUUGUUGGGUCAAGAGUGACUCCAGUCUUUGCAUCUCAGCUACGAGGAUUGAACACACUAGGGAUCUCAAUGGCUUGUGUUGAUAUAGCACCAUGGGGUGUUAACUCUCCUCACUCACAUCCUCGUGCUACCGAAAUAUGCACUGUUCUUGAAGGAACAUUAGAAGUUGGAUUCAUCACUUCAAACCCAGAAAACCGCCACUUUUGUAAAGUUCUACAUAAGGGAGAUGUGUUUGUGUUUCUUCCUAUAGGUCUCAUUCACUAUCAAAGAAAUAUUGGAUACAACAAUGUUGUUGCCAUUGCUGCUCUUAGUAGCCAGAAUCCAGGAGCUAUAACUAUUGGCAAUGCAGUGUUUGGGGCUACACCUGAAAUAGCUAGCGAAGUUCUCAUUAUGGCUUUUCAAUUGGACAAGAAUGCCAUCAAUUACUUGCAGUCGAAGUUUUAA